Limanda limanda (common dab) is the source of this 717-nucleotide messenger RNA. RefSeq lists its product as uncharacterized. The record is from RefSeq and is a predicted model, not a curated record. The coding region runs from base 1 to 717 and encodes 238 amino acids. Gene Ontology annotation, biological process: response to bacterium. The transcript has 5 exons. NCBI's taxonomy places the organism in Eukaryota, Metazoa, Chordata, Actinopteri, Pleuronectiformes, Pleuronectidae.
AUGCGCACGACAAUGAACUUCACCCUCCUGUCAGCUAUACUCUGGAUCCUCAGUUGGAUCUCUGUCUCACGUUGUGAAUUUCACGUUGUGGAGGUCCAGACCGGUGAAGAGGUCACGCUGCUGUGUACCAACUACGCCAGUUCCCUCUCUCACAUAUCAUGGUUCAGACUGGAGAACGGAUCCAACACCAGCCUCAUCUCCUCCAUGCUCUCCUAUGAUACAGUUGCAUCGUACUUCGAUGGGUUUGAAGAAGAAAAGUUCAUCAUGACGUCCAACGUCAGUAACGUCUUUCUCCAAAUCAAACAAGUGGAUUUAUCUGACUCUGGACUCUAUAUAUGUGGCUAUAAGGUGGGCACCAACAGAAAAUUCCCAGCAGUUUACAGUGCAACGUAUUUAAAGGUUAAAGAAAAGUCUGAUGAACAAGCAAAUCUGACCAUCGAGAUCCUCAUGGGCGGUCUGAUUAUCGUCCUCAUUAUAAUCAUCAUCGCUCUGGUUUUUAAAAUCUGGAGACUUCAUACAGCACAUAAAGAGGCACAGGAUCCACAAGACAUCAUUGAAUACUUCCAUUUACAGAAUGGGGGCUCUGAUGACCUGAACUACGCAGGACUGAGUUUCCUUCAAAGAGCAGAGCGGAGCAGAAGGCCGGCUAGAGAGAGAGAGCCGGAGCCUAAUGUUGUCUACGCCACCACCAUGCACUCAAGAAACCACCGGAACUGA